Molecule: messenger RNA, 903 nt
Organism: Lathyrus oleraceus (garden pea)
Lineage: Eukaryota; Viridiplantae; Streptophyta; Magnoliopsida; Fabales; Fabaceae
Exons: 5
Coding region: 149-616 (155 amino acids)
Cellular component (GO): chloroplast thylakoid membrane; chloroplast inner membrane
Source: RefSeq, a predicted model, not a curated record
ACAACUCUUUUGGCUGGGAUUAUUUUGCACAUUAAUAUACAUUCGAUCUCUCCUAGUAAUACUCACCCGAUAGCUCCAUACAAAUUACAACACCUCUCUCUCUCUCUCUCUCUUCCAUUCACGCUUCUCAACAAACUCUCUCUCUCCCAUGGCGACUUCUUUCGCGCCAUUAUCCAUUUCAGUUGGUGGAUCUCAUCUCAAGUCAUCUCUGGUUCGACCUAACCUUGCUGUUCAAAGGAAAUCAAACAUUCUGACAAGAAAGAACCUCACUUCACCACUUCGUGCAGAAUACCGUGAUAACAGAGGAGGAGGUGGAGGUGGGGAAUUGCUUACUGGCUUUAUUCUGGGUGGUGCUAUUUUUGGAACCUUGGCUUAUGUUUUUGCUCCCCAGAUCAGAAGAACUGUGCUAGAUGAAAAUGAGCAUGGGUUUCAGAGGGCCAGAAGACCAAUAUAUUAUGAUGAAGAGAUAGAGAGUACCAAGGAGACCUUCAAUGAAAAAAUUGGCCAACUAAACUCAGCCAUUAAUAAUAUAUAUUCACGUCUGAGAGGCAACAACAAUAAAGUGCCUGCUGCCGCCCCUGAAGAAAGUGAUUCUGAAUUUGAAGCUGUCAUAUGAAGAACUUCCAGUUUGAUACUGGUAUCAACGAUACCUUGAAGGAGUGGAAAAACAUUGAAAAUUGGUUAUAUGUUUUUUGAUGGUUUGUAGGGUAAAAAGUAUUGGUGAUCUAUUGAAUUGCUUAUACAUUUCUAAUGAUAGUGGAACAUACAGUUUGAAUUAUGGAGCAAUAUAAUUAUCAAACUAGCUGUAACCUGUUUAUUCUCUUAUGACUGGGAUCAGGCUACUGUUCAGCCCCUUUGUUUCUAAGGAUUUCACUUACAUGAAACCAGACUUCUAUUCAAUAA